GUUUACAGUUUUGUUGUUUUGAAAAUCUUGAUAAUAUUAUCUAUUUUUUACUGUAAAAAUUUCUAUUUUAAAUAUUUAACAUAGUCUAUUUAUUUAGUAAACAUGUCUAAUAACUUAAAUCCUCUAGCAGGAACAGCUCAUUUAUUGGAUGAAUUAGACAAAAAACUUAUGGUGCUGCUUCGUGAUGGCAGAACAUUAAUUGGAUAUUUGCGAUGCGUGGAUCAAUUCGCCAAUUUGGUUUUACACAAGACAAUAGAAAGAAUUCACGUUGGGCAAGAAUAUGGUGAUAUACCUCGAGGAAUAUUCAUAGUCAGAGGAGAAAAUGUCGUGCUAUUAGGUGAAAUCGAUAAAGAUAAAGAAGAUAAUCUUCCGCUCACAGAAGUAUCAGUUGAUGAUAUUCUAGAUGCUCAAAGACGUGAACAAGAUGCCAAAAUUGAGCAGCAGAAACUGCUUUCCAAGGCAUUGAAAGAUAGAGGUCUCAACAUGCUAGCUGAACUUGGCCACGAUGACAUGUUUUAGAAGCUUUUACCUAGAAUAAGUUCAACAUUAAACAUUUUAUAAAUAUUUAUAUAACUUUUGAAAACAUUCCUAUAACCUAU
Aricia agestis (brown argus) is the source of this 599-nucleotide messenger RNA. It is a transcript of the gene LSm1, whose product is annotated as U6 snRNA-associated Sm-like protein LSm1. Gene Ontology annotation, molecular function: RNA cap binding. The transcript is spliced from 3 exons. Gene Ontology annotation, cellular component: P-body; Lsm1-7-Pat1 complex. The coding region runs from base 103 to 519 and encodes 138 amino acids. Lineage: Eukaryota; Metazoa; Arthropoda; Insecta; Lepidoptera; Lycaenidae. Gene Ontology annotation, biological process: deadenylation-dependent decapping of nuclear-transcribed mRNA. The record is from RefSeq and is a predicted model, not a curated record.